UCAGCUGCUUUUCCACUUUAGGAUUCUUUCUUUCUUUCUUUCUUUCUUUCUUUCUUUCUUUCUUUCUUUCUUUCUUUCUUUCUUUCUUUCUCUCUCUCUCUCUCUCUCUCUCUCUCUCUCUCUCUCUCUCUCUCUCUCUCUCUCUCUCUCUCUCUCUCUCUCUCUUUCUUUCUUCUCUCUUUCUGUCUGUCUGUCUGUCUUUCUGGUUUGCGGCAGUACAGACAUUUACAGAACGUUAAUAGAAUUGUUACAUGUGUAAUGCUUGUUGAUGCUUGUUCUCACCUGUUUGUAUUUUUCUUUCUGCUACCCAAACUGAUUGACCUGAAUGGUGUGACGAUGACCGGCAUGGACUGGACUUUACCGCUUCACCCUCCUCUAAUAUGUCCAUGUUGUGUGUGAUCGGACGUAAUGACGACGGAGGUAGGAACAGAAGCCGAGGUGAAGAAGGAGCCGGAAAAGUCCGAGGUUCAGGAACACCAGGACGAACACGACGAGAACGCAGAUCCACAACCGGCUCCUGCCGACACGGAGAACCCCGAGAACGCAGAAGUGAAGUCUAAGGAACCCGGCGAGCCCACCAGCCCGACCUCACCCAGCGGCCAGAAAAAGGAGAAGGGCAUCUCUCGCCUCCUGCCCCCAUGGCUCAAACGGCAGAAGUCGCUCAGCCAGGGGCCUAAAGAGAGCGUCAGCAGCACCGAGGAGGAGCCGGAGGUAAAGGGAGACGAGGAGUCUCCGAAGAAAAAGGAGGAGCUGAAGAGGAGCGAGGAGGAGCAAGUGGAGCAGAACUCCGUCUGCAGUGCUGAGACGCAGCCCGAGAGGGACGGUGGAGCCGAGCAGAAGGUCGGGGAGGAGCAGGACAGAGCUGAAGACGGGGUGCAGGAGAGCGGCGUCGCUUCUCCUCUGAAGUCGGGGAAGAAGACAAAGAUGGUGAUGUGUCACGUGACCAUGCUGGAUGGGAACCAGUUUGAGUGUGAAGUGGAGAAACGAGCUAAGGGUCAGUACCUGUUCUUCAAGGUGUGUGAACAUCUGAACCUGUUGGAGAAGGAUUACUUUGAUCUGAGCUUUAAGAACAAUGCUGACCAGAAGUGUUGGCUGGAUCCCACCAAGGAGAUCAAACGUCAGAUCAGAAAUUCUCAGUGGCAGUUUGCAUUCAACGUGAAGUUCUACCCACCAGAUCCCUCCCAGCUCAGUGAAGAUAUAACCAGGUAUCUGUUGUGUCUGCAGUUGAGACAGGACAUCCUUUCGGGACGGUUGCCGUGUUCGUUUGUUACGUUAACACUGCUCGGUUCGUACACUCUGCAGGCUGAACUGGGAGAUCAGGAAUCCAGUGAGCAGCUGCUUCACUCCAUCAGUGAUUUCCAGUUCGCUCCCAACCAGACCAAAGAGCUGGAGGAGAAAGUGGUGGAACUGCAUAAAGCUCACCGGGGGAUGACUCCUGCUCAAGCUGAUAUUCAGUUUUUGGAAAAUGCCAAGAAACUCUCCAUGUAUGGUGUCGACCUGCAUCAUGCGAAGGAUUCAGAUGGAGUGGACAUCAUGUUGGGAGUGUGUGCUAAUGGGCUGCUGAUCUACAAGGAUCGUCUGAGGAUCAACCGCUUUGCCUGGCCCAAAAUCCUCAAGAUCUCCUACAAACGAAGCAACUUCUACAUCAAGAUCAGACCAGGAGAGACGGAGCAGUUUGAGAGCACAGUUGGAUUUAAACUGCCUAAUCAUCGUGCGGCUAAGAGGGUCUGGAAGGUCUGUGUGGAGCAUCACACCUUCUUCAGGUUGACGAACCCCGAACAGCCCACUAAGUCCAAGUUCCUGACGUUGGGUUCGAGGUUCCGUUACAGCGGUAGAACACAGGCUCAAACCCGCCAGGCGAGUUCUCUGAUCGACCGUCCGGCACCUCAGUUCACCCGAACUGCCAGCAAACGCAUCUCACGCAGCUUCGAUGCAGGUCCGGUGGUGAGCGUGAGUGACCGUAGCUAUGCCCCGGGAGAGAACGGACACGACCCCGCACUGGAACUCUCCUCCGAUUCUAAGAAUCCACAGGUGGAAGAAGGGGCGGAGCCAGCGGAGGGCACGGCCACUGAGGUUACAGCUGAGCCCGUGUUCGAGAACAAGCUGAGAGUGCAGGGAGAGAAUAUUUAUGUCAGACAUAGCAAUCUAAUGCUGGAGGAUCUGGAUAAGACUCAGGAGGAUGUGUUGAAGCAUCAGGCUAGCAUUAGCGAGCUAAAGCGCAGUUUUAUGGAGGCGGCUCCCGAGCCCCAACCCAGUCAAUGGGAAAAACGGCUAACGGGCAGUGGCACCGCCGGUCUGCGCCCGCAGGUCCAAGGGAUAAGCCCCGCCCAACCUGAGAGCGCCCUGUCUGAGAGCAGUGAUGUCAGCAAGAGCGAACACACAUCGGCGCUGAACGGUCAGCCUGAUGUCACCAAUGUCAUUGAGGUGGUUAAUGAGACCGUCGUUAUCGAGGAGGUCAUCCAGGUCAGUGGUAAGAACGCUGACGUGACCCCAGCGACUGAACCCGUUUUGGAAAAAGCUCCUCAAGCGACGGAGGAGGAGGAGGAGGUGGAGAAGAGCGCCUCGUCCGAGAGUGAGAGCGAGGAGGAGGCGGAGUAUCACGCCCAGAUUUCCACCUCUGACUCUGCCCACCACAUUAAAGAAGAACCUGAAGAAGUAGAAGAGCAGGAGGUGGAGAUAACUGAACAAGCCCCGCCCACCGAGGCAGAGGCUAAGUCAGAGUCGGUUGUAGAAGACCAGGAAACGGAUCCUGAACCCACGUCAGAGGAACAUGAGCUGCCGGUGCAAGAUGAAGCAUCCGUGGUGGCUGACGAAGCACCCAAUGGCCACGCCCCUGAGGAAGCCCCGCCCACUCUCAGCGCAGUAGCUGAGGAGCAACAGGAUCCUCACGUCAUCAACGGCGACUCGCCUCAUGUGGAUGCAGAUCGCGUCCCACAGGUGAUCUGUUGCUCGGAGCCUCCGGUAGUGAAGACGGAAAUGGUCACCAUUUCGGACACAUUCGCCGCUCAGAAGACUGAGAUCACCACCAUGGAGGUGCCCAUCGUCCACACGGAAACCAAAACCAUCACUUACGAAGCUGCGCAGUUGGAAGACAAUGGAGACGGAGAGCCCGGUGUUUUGAUGACCGCUCAGACCAUCACCUCUGAAUCUCUGUGUACAACCACAACUACACACAUCACCAAGACACUAAAAGGCGGGCUGUCGGAAACACGCAUUGAGAAGCGCAUCGUCAUUACGGGAGAUUCGGACAUCGACCACGAUCAGGCAUUGGCCCAGGCCAUAAAGGAAGCCAAAGAGCAGCACCCGGACAUGUCGGUCACUCGUGUGGUGGUGCACAAGGAGACCGAGCUUGCUGAGGAGGAUGAGUAAAGGCGGGAAGAGAGCUGAAGUUGCAGUUCAUCUUUUGGUCUGUUGGGCUGAAGAUCUCUCCUCUGUUCUUCGUGUGACUGAAUGAGUGAUGGUGUCUGAGAUGAGGACCUUCAGGACGUCAGCUCCGCUCUGGACGUUUGUUAUUGCUCAAAACCAGAACCACUCAGCUAACAUUUUUGUAGUGUUUUGUUAUUGUUGUUUUUAUCUCCCCUGAUGUUCGUCCUCUCUUUAUGAAGACCAGAUAGGAUUUCCUCUUUUUAAUGAUGUAGUAGGGGUGCAUUUGGGUGCGCACUUGUAUACAGGGGUUCCAAUCUCACCUAAUGUUAAAUUUCUACGUUUACACCCUCCCCAUCCUACAGUUGUAAUGAGGUGGGCAGUCGACAUGGGUAUACAUUUUCUAUUAUUAUAUAGUUUGUAUGAUUUGAGAGCAGAUAUCUGAUCCUGGACCUUUUUUGGGAGGAAAAUGGGCGGGUUUGACAUAAUUUAGGUCAAAACGUGGGUGGGACUUGGGGUCAACCGCGUAAUCUCAUUGGUUAAUCACGGUUUUGAAGGGACCAGCAUGGGCAAGAGUGCCAAUCUUUCCACUAUGCAGGAAACAUUCCACUGUGGCGAGGUGCCACCUCGUCUACCUCCUUUAAAGCUGCAGUACGUAAGUUUUACCGUUAAAGAUAAGUCAGAAGAGAGAAAAUUCCUUUAAAACACGACCGACUUGUGCUGCUCUGCAUCUUAUUUAGUAAUAUUGAACACUUUAAACUGUUUGGUCGAUUUUUUUUUGACACAAAAAUUUUUUUGACCCUUUUGGAGGAAAAUAGAAAAACAAGAAAAGAAAAAAAACUUAAAUCAAUUAACGGCACAAUUUUAAAUCUGUAGUUUUGCAUACGGUAAGGGAAAAUGAUGGUACAUAAUGAUCUGGGUCUGGGUGCAUUGCAAAAUGACAUACAAGGUCUCGGCAAUUCUCAACUCGGCAGCUCAAGAUUUUCACGUUUUUACAUUUUCCGGCUCCAGUAUAUGAAAUUUUUUAGCUUUUAAUGAAUGAAAUGUGUCUUUCUUUUAAAUAUUUUUAAUCUUUAAUUCUUACUGGUUUUACACUAAAUAUUUUUACAUCAAGACACUUUACUACAGCAGAAUCUACCAAACACAAAUGCAGAUGAAUAAAUAAAUCAAAUCUUUCUUUUAUUUUUCAGUUUCUCUUUAUUUCUCUUCCUUUCUUCCACUUGUUCAUCUUUCUCCCGUCUUUUUAUCUGCUUGAUGAAGUUUGUUUGCAGCCCCUCUCACUGCCAUUUCCUGUCCUCAUUGUGUAACACUGUUCAAUAAAAGUUUGUUUAUUCAGA
Trichomycterus rosablanca is the source of this 4700-nucleotide messenger RNA. RefSeq names its product erythrocyte membrane protein band 4.1 like 2 (gene epb41l2). The transcript has 23 exons. Gene Ontology annotation, biological process: cortical actin cytoskeleton organization. Gene Ontology annotation, cellular component: cytoskeleton; plasma membrane. Gene Ontology annotation, molecular function: actin binding; structural molecule activity. The record is from RefSeq and is a predicted model, not a curated record. Bases 409 to 3369 code for a protein of 986 amino acids. Lineage: Eukaryota; Metazoa; Chordata; Actinopteri; Siluriformes; Trichomycteridae.